Triticum dicoccoides is the source of this 3846-nucleotide messenger RNA. RefSeq lists its product as uncharacterized. Gene Ontology annotation, molecular function: zinc ion binding. The transcript has 4 exons. The record is from RefSeq and is a predicted model, not a curated record. Lineage: Eukaryota; Viridiplantae; Streptophyta; Magnoliopsida; Poales; Poaceae. The coding region runs from base 123 to 3665 and encodes 1180 amino acids.
ACAGUGACUUUUUCACUUUGGAGUUCGUUCAUGGAGGAUUUUUCCAUGGCAGUGGAAGAAAUAGAGCCUAUCUGAAUGGGAAAAAGACUUGUUAUGAUUUUUGUGAAACUGGGUGUGUAUGCAUGAAGAUGUUUGAAGAUUUGGUAGAGCAUAUUGGGUAUGAGACGGCUGGUAGGGUUUCCAUGUACUGGUUGCUACCUGGCUCUCAAUUGAAUGAAGAUGGUGCAAGGCUAUUAUCGAAGGAAGAAGAAGUUUGUAUUGACAUUGUGAGAAUGGUAAAAGGAGGGCACCGAUACUUGAUGAUUUUUCUGGAUCAUGGAAACAGCUACAAUGGUGGACGAGGAUCAGCGUGGGAUGCCGUGGUUGGCACUCCACUGACAUUUUUACCUCCUGUUAUCAGUCCUAAGAAGAAAAUCAUGGGUGAUGUCAGUAGUGAAGAGCAGAGCACAGUGGAUGGCAGUUAUGUUGACGUCAACACUAUAUGUGAGGCCAAUGAAUUUGCAAGCAAUGAGGAAGUUGUUAGGUUGAGGCCAAGAGCAAAGCAAGGUGAUGUCAAUGAAGAAGGAUGUGACGGUGAUGAUGAUAGUGAAGAUAGUGAUUAUGUUCCCGAGAUUGUGGACAGUGAUUACGAUUUGGAGGAUGGUGAUGAGGACUUGGUGCAGGAGCAACUACAUUCUGUUAGUGAUAGGAAAGGGAAGCAAGUGGUUGAGGAUUGUAACUCUGAAGAUGAGAAAUUAGAAGCCCCGGAGUCAGACGAGGAUGAGAUGAAGUUCAAUUUCAAAUCUUUUACGGCAGAAGAUAUGCAUGAUCCAAAGUUCCAUGUGGGUCAGCUAUUCUCAUCAGUUGAUUUGCUAAGAAGAGCAAUCAGGGAGUAUAGUGUGAAAGAGAGAGUGAGCAUCACAUUUCCCAAGAAUGAUAAAAGUAGGAUUGGAGCUAAGUGUGAGGAUGGAUGUCCAUGGUAUCUUUAUGCCUCAUUGGACAAAAGGACAAAUUCAGUUAUGGUGAAAACCUUCAACAGUGUGCAUCACUGUAGCAAGAAGUGGCAAGUGAGGGCAUUUACUGCCAAGUACAUUGCUAACAAGUAUGUGGAGAAAAUAAGAGCUAAUGAGAGGAUGACCCUCAAGGGAUUGGCAGCACUUGUGCAGGAAGAUUCCAACAUGACAAUUAAAAGAGGGAAGCUAGGGAGGGCCAGAGGACUAGCUUUCAAUAUUAUAUAUGGAGAUGAAAUAGCACAAUACAACAAGUUGUGGGACUAUGCAAAUGAGCUGAGGAGAUCCAAUCCAGGAAGUACAUUUUAUUUAGACCUUGUUGAAGAUGGCCAGUUUGAGAAAUGCUACUUUUCCUUUGAUGCUUGUAAGAGGGGUUUCCUAUCAGCUUGUAGGCCUGUUCUUUUCCUCGAUGGUUGUCAUUUGAAGACACAAUAUGGAGGCAUCCUACUUAGUGCAAUAGGAAUGGAUCCCAACGAUUGCAUAAUUCCUAUUGCACAUGCAGUGGUUCAGAGAGAAGAUACAAAGGCUUGGAGGUGGUUCUUGACAACUUUAAAGAAAGAUCUUGGUAUUGUGAACAAUGAUCUUUGGACUAUCAUGUCCGACAAGCAAAAAGGUCUAAUAAAGGCAGUGAAAGAACUGUUUAGUGGUUCCCCACAUAGAUUUUGUGUCAGGCAUCUUUGGCAGAAUUUCAACAAAAAUUUUAAAGGUGAGGCCCUCAAAAACCAACUCUGGAAAUGUGCUAGAAGUAGUACCGAAGGGAAAUUUAGACAUAACAUGAAUGAGAUGUUAGUUCUAAACAAAGAGGCACAUGAUUGGCUAGAGGAGUUGGACCCUCCAACAUGGGUUAGGGCAUUUCAAAAUGAAUUCCCAAAGUGUGAUGUCUUGUUGAACAAUAACUGUGAGGUGUUCAACAAGUAUAUAUUGGAUGCAAGAGAAAUGCCUAUAAUCAGCAUGUGCCAGAGGAUUAAAGGACAACUAAUGGGAAGAAAUCAUAGCAAGCUGCAAGAGGCCUUGAAGUGGCCUGGUACUAUAUGUCCAAAGAUAAGGAAAAAAUUGGACAAGAAUGUGGAAUUUGCUAGAACUUGCUAUGCUUCACCAGCUGGAUUGGGAAUCUUUAACGUCAAUGAUAGAGGUGUAGACUACGGGGUCGAUUACCAGUUGAGGAAGUGCAGCUGUAGGAGAUGGGAUUUGUCUGGCAUUCCAUGCAGCCAUGGAGUAGCUGCUCUUAGAUAUGACAAAAUCAAUCCAGAGGAUUAUGUUAACUCAUGUUAUUCUAUUGCAACAUAUCGCAAGGCAUAUGAAAACAUUAUUAUGCCAUGUCGAGAUAUUAGUGAGUGGAGCAAAAUGAAUGGCAGAACUAUCGCACCACCACCAUUGGUAAAGCAGAAAGGAAGGAGGAGGAAGAACAGGAGAAAACAGCCAGAAGAGAAACAAGGGAAAAAAGGAGUAAAAAUUACAAGGGCAGGGGCAAUAAUCCAUUGCAGCUAUUGUGGAGUUGCUGGCCAUAACAUUGGUGGUUGUAUGGACUUCAAAUUAGGGUUAAAACCAAAGAAAAAAUCUGAAAGGGUCAGAGUGAGGGCAGAGCCUGAUGUUUCCUCCUCCUCGGAUGAGGAAGAAGCAGUUGUCACUCAGGAACAGAAUCAGCGGACAGAAGGUUUAAUUCAAGAGCCAGUACAUUUGUAUCAGCCUGAGAUAAUUAAUAUUUUAACACAGGAGAGAGAAGCAAGCCAGAGGGAAGCAAGCCAGAGGGAAGCAGUCCAUCAAGGUCCAUUACCAAAUUCUGUUUUCAUAGAGGAGCACAUCAUGUCUCAGCCACCAGUUAUCCCUACUACUGCAACAAAGGAAGGCAAUGUUCACAGGAAAAGAGAGGUUCUAGCAUUGGCAAAGCUGAGAGCCGCAGCUGAGAAAAGAGAAGUUGCAGACCUAGCAAAGUUUGAAGCAGCAAUGGCAAAGUUGAAAGAAGAAGAGUACAAAAUUAAGCUUGCAGCUCAAAAGAGAAAGGAAGAGCUGGAAGCUAAGAAACAAGCAGCUGAGGAAAAGAAAAAAACUAUACUAGAGGAAAAGAGACUUGCUGCAGAAGAGAAGAGAAGAGCUACUGAGGAAAAAAAGAAAAAAGCUCAAGAGGAGAAACUUGAAAUGGCAGAGAAGAAAAGGCAAAUGAUGGAUGAGAGAAAAAGAAAUGCAGAGAUAGAAAAACAAAAGAAGGCCGAGGAGAAGAGAAGGAUUGCAGAGGAGAAGAAAAUGAUUGCAAAUACAAAAUACCAGCAGGAGGAGGCAGCUUUUCUGAUACAUCAAGCAGAGGAGUUUGAGAGGCAGGAGAGUUGGAGAAAAUUUAAGGAGGCUGAGGAGGCUGCAAGGCAAAAUGCUUGGGAGCAGCAGAACAAUCAACAAGACACAACAAGGAAUGAAGAAUGGGAGCUGAGAAAGAGGAUAGCUGAAGAAACAAACAAGAAAGCCAUGGAUGACCAAAUGGCAGAUCAAGUAAGGAAGCAAGCCGUGUUGGAGGAACAAAUGAAAGAAAGAGCUGCAGGAACUAGUUCAAGGAUCGAGGAGGCAAGAUUUAAUCCUUGUGUUGUUCAAGGAAACAAGACAAAGAAAAAAACUGCACCUACCAAUCAGAACAUGACAUGUUUUAAGAAACCUAGAAAGGUUAACAUGUUCGACGAAUUUAGGUAAAGGGAUGUGAAGUUUGGAAUGAUCUUCAUCUCUUUUUGUGUUUCUGCUUAUGAUCAGGUGCAAAACUUGUAAUGGCAAUGUUUUGUUUAUGAUCAUUGUGCUGAUCAUGAAGUGUAAGAGGUGUCUUCUGAUUAGGAAACUACUAUUGCAGACCAUGUGUUAUUUAUACUAUGGAACUUAA